UCUGUUAUUAUGUAACGUACUGUGUCAGAUUUUAUCAAUAUACUUAAUUUUGUAUAGUGUUAUUUGUUUGUCUAAAUAGAUUUAUUUUAGUGAUGUAUUCGUUUGUCUAAAUAGAUUUAUUUUAGAAAUUUUAUCUCAUAACUUUGAAUAAGUAAACAGAAUGUCGAAACCUCUGGAUGAUGAUGACGAUGAUGUAAUCGGAGGUCUUUAUGAGAAUGGACACUGGGCUUGGGAUGAAAAAGUGAAUGCACUUGUGUUCAAAAGUGACCUGCCCGAGGAGCCACCAGACGCUCCCCAGCUAGCUACUGCUAUACUAGGCUCAGUGGAGUUCAGGGAAGAUAUCGACCUUAAUGAACAGAAUCGAUUCAGAAAACGAAUGCAGCGAAAGGCGGAACCCGACGAUGUGGUUACUCUUCAGGACGUGAAAGACGUAGUCCUGUUCACUGCUCCCAUCAAGAUCUUGAAGCCAUACUUGAUAAACCUACUGCACCUGCCAGCUACUGAGCGAAUAUUGCGAGCUCUCAUUUUCUAUUGCCAAUACCAUCUGCAGACUUCGGAUACGAUGAACAAUCGUACGAUUGAACUCAUGACCAAAAUUCGAACGGAGAGAAGCGUAGAAGUAGAAAUGCAUUACAUGGACAAUUUAGAAGACCUGCGCUUACUUGUUGCCAAAGAAUAUUCGAACCUGAUAAAUGGUUCUGGCGAAUUCGCAAAAUUCCAUCACAUGGGCCCAUCUAAAAAGAUGCGAUCCAUGAACAGAAAAGAGAGCUUCUUAUUUGAGACCUUCGUACGAAUGAGCAUACAGAUCAUAUGGAUAGCACUGGGCAGAAAAUCGUUUGAUGAAAUUGAAUUGGAAGUCCAUAGAAUGUUUAAGUCGGAUUUAUUCAAUUCGGCGGAACAUAAAUUGACUGGGGACAAAAAAAUAGUACCGAGGACCCCUCAUGAACGCCAAGUGUUGAUUGGUCACUGUAUAGUUAAGAAAUAUAAAGUGGAUAUGAUGUCACCUCUGAUAAAUGAGGUGCACUGUAGCAAGCGGAAUAUUGACCACCGUAUGUUCGGCCUUGGUAUUGUCCAGUAUCCUCGUUUAAGUUCCCGCCUCACUUACAUGGAAUGUGCUUUAUCAAUGCCGGAAAACUUGUUGCAACAAAGCCACAUCUCAUUGGGAAUACUAGGGUUGGCAAGAGCACGGUUCGAUAUUUUAUUGAGAGAAGUGUGUAGAGAACCUGAGGCCAGCAGUAGCAACCUUAAUAAAUCGAGUUCGAGAAGUACAAAAAGUGCAACAUCUCGAAAGAAAUCAACGUUGGGGCAGGCGCCAAUGUACAGCAGCAUUGAGUUACCUCCUCGGGGUUCUGAUGAGUAUGAUGAAUUACCGAGUGAGUUCCCAACAGAAUCAUAUCCUCGAAAGCCCUGUGAUGACAAACAGCGAAGAAAGUGGCUCCGAAGGUACCAACGGAUUGUGAACAAGCAUCGUGCACAUAGCUCAAGAUAAUAUACGGUAUCUAGUCUAGACGUUGCUGUUCUUCUUUUUUAAGUACUUAUAUUAUUUAAUUAAAACGCUUUUC
Spodoptera frugiperda (fall armyworm) is the source of this 1562-nucleotide messenger RNA. RefSeq lists its product as uncharacterized. Bases 161 to 1489 code for a protein of 442 amino acids. The record is from RefSeq and is a predicted model, not a curated record. Gene Ontology annotation, molecular function: phosphatase binding. Gene Ontology annotation, biological process: negative regulation of phosphatase activity. Lineage: Eukaryota; Metazoa; Arthropoda; Insecta; Lepidoptera; Noctuidae. The transcript has 10 exons.